AUGGCUGGCUCUUGGGGAGACUCGACUACCGGGUCGCCAGUGGACCUUUGGGCAGCCCUUUUCACGGUCGUUCAUUCGACUGAUGAAGAGCGGCGUCCCUUGAUGCAGAGGUUUGACCUCGACGACUUGGUUCGCCUACGACGAGUGGUCCAGCUCGCCAUCGACGAGCAAGUGGAGCAGAGUCUGGAUGAGGCCGACGCUGCGGUCGCUAAGGUGGCAGUUGGGUCGCCCGUGGUAGUUCCGGCUGACUCGGGCACACACAGUUCGACCGCGGCCAGUUCGUCAACCGGUGCGGCCGCAUCUACACAGGUGCCGGUGGCCACACCUACAGACGCAGGUUCGCGGGUGAGCUCGACUGGCCAGAUACCAGGGGUCGCACAGUCGGUCGCCAGCAAGAAGGCCGGUGCGCCGCCUGCGAAAGACCCCACUACAGGACCGCCACCACAGCUCGUGGUCCCCAAGGGCAUGUCCGCGGAAGCCAAGGCCUUUAAGAAAGCAGACCCGCCACCACUGGUCGUGAAGGCGAAGGCUGACCCGCCGCCCUUGAGCAAGAAGGGCAAAGGUCGCGGUGGUCCAGCUCAGCCAGCUCCUCCACCUGCCAAGGCGACGCAGGUCAUGGUGAAGGCCACUCCGGCCCAGGUCGCGGCGAUGUUCGCUGGUACGGUGGCUCCACAGACCGGGGAGGAUGCCAUCGGCAUGUUGCGGGCGGCACAGGCCGCGGUGAUCCCGUCGGUACCUCUGGUCGACGCCUCCCAGGUCGCCGUCAUCGACCUUAACACCAUGGACGAUGACUUGCAGGAUGAUCCUCCGUUGCCCCGCCCUCUACCAGCCCGACACGGUCGCCGCCGAGCAAGCCUAUGCCACAGCAACCGCCACGCCUCAAAUCUCACCCGAACCGGCCAAGGCGACGACACCGGCUCCGACCUCCACACCGGCGAGUUCGACCAGUUCGCCGACUGGACCCGCGCCAGGACCGUGCACCCGCGCCUCAGCCCAGGUUCGCAGGGGAGAAGGUCGCAGCGAGGUCGCGCAGCGGUCGACCGGCCCAGCCUCGCAGACGCGCUGGCGCGGGGGCCACCAGGUCCGCUCUAUGCGCCCCAGUACGCCCCGUCGGGCUUGCCUGCACCGUGGCCGCAGCGUGAUGUGGAGUCGGGCGUCACAUUUCGUGACGAACCCCCUCCUUUUACAGAUGUCUCUAGCGUUUGGCGUUUGUAA
Molecule: messenger RNA, 1215 nt
Organism: Symbiodinium sp. CCMP2592
Lineage: Eukaryota; Dinophyceae; Suessiales; Symbiodiniaceae
Source: the annotation of a GenBank genome assembly